CACCAGCAUCACAUCAACACCUUUUGUCUACUCCAGUGUGUUUAACACUUGUGUGUCGGGACUGUGACACUUGAGUGUUUCCUCUGUGACGACUCACCGGGUGGAACGUGAUCUGGUAAUCGCGUCUAAAAGCAAACAGCAUUGCUUUCAACAGCCUGUCAGCCUCAUGCCACGCUAAUGAGCAAAAUCAAUUGUGAUAUCACGUCGACUACGAUAAUCUGAGAAGUCGUUUCUCGGUCCACAUAAGGAGCCAAUAUUCGCCCUCACCUGUACUCUGAGGGGUGUCUUGUUGCGCUAUCUAAAUCAUAGUCAUCCUAGGCUGAGGCCGAACAGCAAACAUGGAGCAAGGCGCGCCUUUAGAGGAACGUCUUCGGACUAUGAUCCUUAGCAAUGUAACUAUCUCAGACAAUCAAGACGGCAUGCGAUCCAAUCCCCUCCAUCGUGGUCAACACCAGCAUCGAUACUAUCAGCGUGGUCGGGGGCUUCACCAUAAUGCUCCCCAUGCAGCCAAUCAGGAACAGGGAUCGGGCAAUCGUAGUCGUGGUCGCGGAGGAAGGUAUCACGCACCACAGGAAAGGGGUACCUACCCCAGACAAUAUCACCAAAGGACCCAUGGCCCAAACCAGAUUCUACAACGGCCGCAAGGCCCGCCGCGAUUUCACGGAGCUCCUAUUCCCCAGCAGCAGCGAGCUUACGAGGAUCCUUUGCUUCAGAUCGAGCACCUGGACGGUGUGGCAUCUAUUGAGGUGCCGAAAGCGCAGAUCACCACAGCAGAAGUUGAGGCAAAGGAAGCAUUUAGAAAGAGCCUCGAGACUCUGUGUCAGGGGGCAAUUGAUUCAAAUCAUUCGGGGAACCUAGCAACAAUCUCUCUGCAAGGGUUUGGCAGCCUGGCAUCAGGUUUCGGCAUGCCUGGCUCUGAUAUGGACCUGGCCGUCGUACCAGUGUGGAAAAAUACAAGCUUAUCGCGAAACUCGAGCCUAGACAAAAAUAUACCACGGGUUCUUGAAAAGGCCGUUCUCGAUAGCAAACUAGGUGGACGACUCCUAACGAGGACAAGGGUACCAAUUUUGAAGAUCUGUGAGCACCCAACCGAUGAACUAUAUACAGCACUUCUAGAAGAGCGUCAUAAAUGGGACGAGCUCCCAGAAGAAGAGAAAUACCCAACUUCCAUCCCACUCCAUGACCGUACCCCACAGCCUUCGCAGAGUGCUCCCAGUGGAGAGGAAGAUGCGCCAAUUGGAACAGAUGGUACGCUUCCAGUGACUGACGCUCAUCAAGCAACAUCAUCUUCCGGUAAACUCAAACAAGACUCGCAUCAAUAUGAUAGUUCACCAGCAGCAGGUCUAAAUGGAGAAAAGGUUCAGUUGAACAAAGGUCAACACGAUAAGAAAUCCUGGCACCGUGAAAAGGUCCUCGGCCCACUCGAUUUUCCCAAGUCCGGUGUUGGCAUCCAGUGCGAUCUCAAUUUCAACAACACCUUAGGUAUCCACAACACUGAACUCUUACACUGCUACUCCUUGUGCGAUGAACGUGUGCGCCUGAUGGUGCUCUUUGUCAAGGCCUGGGCAAAGCGUCGGAAGGUCAACAGCAGCUACUCCGGUACACUCUCUAGCUACGGCUGGGUUCUCAUGGUCCUUCAUUAUCUCGUCAAUAUCGCCUCUCCGCCAGUUUGUCCUAAUUUACAGAUACGUCUUCCCACUCCAGUCAACCUCGAAGGUUUGGGACAACUAUGGGAAGAGACGGUAAUUGAAAACUAUGCAGUCCGCUUUUGGCGUGACAGGGAAGCAAUAAAACAAGCUGCACAAGCCGGCACUCUGACGCAGAACACUCAGUCAGUUGCCGCUCUGCUUCGCGGUUUCUUCUAUUACUAUGCCGCACCGCCAGUAGGGUUUGGGCCUGGGCCUCGACAUCCGACCUUCUACUGGACGCGCGAAGUUCUAUCUCUGCGCACGCUUGGAGGCAUCAGAACCAAAGACUCGAAAGGCUGGACAGGCGCAAAGACAACCAAUGUGGGCGGAAAGGAAGUCCGUCACCGUUACCUGUUCGCAAUUGAAGACCCAUUUGAAUUGGAUCACAACGUCGCGCGUACCGUCACUCAUAACGGAAUAGUAGCAAUUCGUGAUGAGUUCCGACGUGUGUGGAGAAUUCUUGGGGCCAUUGGCCGAGGCGAGGAGCCAGAAGGGGGCAUCUUCGAUGAGGUGGUGGAGCAAUCGCCACCAACGCCAACGCUUCAGGCCACAGAAGAAUCUAUUGACAGUCUGCAGCUUCGUCGAGAGAGCACGCAUGAGACAAAACCAACGACGGGCCUUGACAGUUCGCAAACCUGA
Messenger RNA from Aaosphaeria arxii CBS 175.79, 2327 nucleotides. Its product is annotated as Poly(A) RNA polymerase cid13. NCBI's taxonomy places the organism in Eukaryota, Fungi, Ascomycota, Dothideomycetes, Pleosporales. The record is from RefSeq and is a predicted model, not a curated record. Gene Ontology annotation, biological process: RNA 3'-end processing. The transcript is spliced from 2 exons. The coding region runs from base 339 to 2327 and encodes 662 amino acids. Gene Ontology annotation, molecular function: RNA uridylyltransferase activity.